Messenger RNA from Nothobranchius furzeri (turquoise killifish), 2885 nucleotides. RefSeq names its product tripartite motif containing 35-13 (gene trim35-13). Gene Ontology annotation, cellular component: cytoplasm. Gene Ontology annotation, biological process: protein ubiquitination. NCBI's taxonomy places the organism in Eukaryota, Metazoa, Chordata, Actinopteri, Cyprinodontiformes, Nothobranchiidae. The record is from RefSeq and is a predicted model, not a curated record. Gene Ontology annotation, molecular function: protein binding; ubiquitin protein ligase activity; zinc ion binding.
GUUGAUGUGGAAUUCUGGAACAUGAAAAAGAAUGUUUCGCUGUCUUUAAACAAGUCUGUCAUCAUGGCAUGCUCUUGGGCAGGAACACUGACCCAGACCACGGUUUCUCUGGGCAGGAGUGUGUUCUCCGGGCUUUCUCUCCACCAACAGUCUAUUUUUGUGCCUUGUUCAUUCCAUUAUCACAACAACAUACUGGGUUUCAAUGCAAACAAGGUCGGGUUGCUGUUAAACAUUCUGACUUUAGCGUUGGUUAGUUCAUCAAAUCGACUUUAUUGUUUGUUAGUUUUAAAGCGACGACUGUUUGGGUCGGGUCCCAACGGUCCAGUAGCUUAAACCACGGCCUUCUAUUUAUACCAUCAUCACUCCUCUAAAUCUGGACAUGUCUUCAGUUACAGUUGGGCAGGAAGUUUAAUUAACUUCAAACAUAUAGAGGUCAUCAUAACAACAACGACUGCUGUCCUCGUCGGGUUUGGGGUUAUAAUCUCAGUGCUGAUCUGCAGAAACACAAUCGCUGGACUGUAAAGUGUCGCUGGUUUUAUUUAAAGGGGUGUUUAUUUGAGAACCUGCAAUGAUCAUUGGCAAACUCAACACAUCUUAAUAUUCCACUCAAAAUGCCUUUGGGAGCUGAGGUCUUAACACUUAUUUCAGUGAUUAAGAUGAAGAGGCCUGCCACAGAUGUGGGCGGGGCUUUAGAGCCCACCUUCCCAUCACUGCACUGGGACAAAGCAUGGCCACCAGACGCGCUCGUUCUGAAGAUGACCUUUCCUGUCCAAUUUGUGGACUCAUUCUUUGUCAGCCGGUGGUCCUCACUUGCAGACACAGAUUCUGUAAAGCCUGUCUGAAAGACAGCUGGGACACACAAGGCAGCAAAGACUCCCACUACUGUCCUCUGUGCUGGCGGCGUUCCUCAAUGGAUCAAAUAGCAGUUAACACUGUGCUGGAAAAGGCCUGUGAAUCCUUCAAAGAAGACAGACGCAGGAAUGACCCAGAAACGUGUAAAGAGCAUGGGGAAAUGCUCACACUCUUCUGUGUGGAGGACUUGGAGCCGAUCUGUGGUGUGUGUGGAAAAGCAGCUGCACACAGAGGGCACAGGCUCUAUCCUGUUGGCGAAGGCACUCAUGACUGUAAGGAGGAACUGAAGAGCGCACUCCUGCCCUUGAAAGAGAAACUGCUGCUCUACAAGAAAGCAAUAACUGUGUGUGAAGAAACGGCUGAACAUGUCAAGAACCAAGCAAAGCACACGGAAACGCAGAUCAAAGAGGAAUUUGAAGCCCUUCAUCGUUUCCUGAGAGAGCAGGAGGCUGCGAGACUUUCUGCUUUAAAGGCCGAGGAGGAUCUCAACAACCAAAUGAUUCAUCAGAGGAUGGAGGAGAUGAGCAGUGAGCUGGAGUCUCUCUCUAACACCAUCAGAGUUACAGAGCAGGAAAUGAACAGUCCUGAUGUUCCAUUCCUAAAGAAUUACAAGGAAACUAUCAGAAGGACUUGGAAAAGGCCUCAUGACCCACCAACGAUGUACGGCGUUCUCAUUGAUGUGGCCAAACACUUGGGCUCUCUGAAGUUUAAGGUGUGGGAGAACAUGAAGAAAGUUAUUAAAUACACUCCAGUGGUUUUGGACCCAAACACAGCAGCCGGCUGCUUCAUCCUCUCUGAAGAUCUCACCGUUGUGCAGAACUCCACUCAAAUCUUCAAGCUGCCAGACAACCCAGAGCGUUUUGAUAUUAGUGCCGAGUUGCUUGCUGCCGAGGGCUUUUCUUCUGGACGCCACAGCUGGGAUGUGGAGGUGAACCACAACACCUACUGGGUUUUAGGCGUAGCCAGCGAGAGCAUCAACAGGAAGGGGAAACACGUGCUCACGCCAGCUGAGGGAUUCUGGACUAUAAGAUAUCGUAACGGGGAGCACAAGGCCUGCACGGCACCAUGGGAGCCACUCAACAUGACUAAAAAGCCAGACGUGAUAAGGGUGGUUUUAGAUAUGGACCGAGGCAAAGUGACCUUUUAUGACCCCAAAGAAAGAGCACCCCUCUACACCUUCACAGAAAUCAUCACUCCCAGAGCCUUCCCCUACUUCUGCAGUGCUUGUAAAGAUCAUCCUCUGAAGAUCCUACCAACGAGGAUUACUCUAUCAACAGAUUAAAAGACAAAUCCCCAGUUUCAAUGUAUUUUUAUAGGAUUAUUUAUCAAAAUAAAAGCCCGUCAACAUUUCUUUGAGGAAGAGAUGAUUAAACAAACGCUUGAUCAAACGUUUUAAAUCAAUACCACGAAACAAACGGGUUUAGUUUAUUUUAUUUUGAGUUACAACAAAAACAGUUCUGCACUUAUAAAUCACGUCCCCUAACAUCCAUAUAUUACCACAGGAUUUGUUACAUAAAACAGUCAAAUGUGACUUAUUUAGCUUCCUUACUGAUCUGAACUCUUGUCCAUAAAAAGGGUUAAAAUAUGAAAUUUCACAAAAGGCACUUGUAAUGAUACUGUGUAUUUCCAAGCCCAUGUCAGUGUUGUUUACAGGUCCAAACUUGAUGAGUCGGACCGUUUAUCCACUGCAUUAAGAGAAACUAAAACUCGGUGUUUAUGUUAACGUUGUUUUUUUGGACUAGCAGCUGUUUAUAAUGCAAGUUAAAAUCAAGUCUCACUCUCAUUAAAACAAGCAGGAGUAACGUGACUGUAACGGUUAAACCUACAGUUAUAACAUAGCAGCUUACAGCUUUUCCUAAAGGAGCAUCAAUCCCAUAAUAAGGUUUAUCUCGGUACGUUUUAGCACUAACGUUACUGUAGCAUGUUUCCUAUCUCGAACUGGCUGUAGAAGAUAUUCUGUGUGUGGUGAUGCUCAAAGGCUUCACGAGGCGUUUGUUAUGUAACAAUGUUAUUAAAAGCAGCGAGUAACCUGG